Asterias rubens (European starfish) is the source of this 6884-nucleotide messenger RNA. RefSeq names its product fibrous sheath CABYR-binding protein-like. The transcript is spliced from 12 exons. The coding region runs from base 302 to 2134 and encodes 610 amino acids. The record is from RefSeq and is a predicted model, not a curated record. NCBI's taxonomy places the organism in Eukaryota, Metazoa, Echinodermata, Asteroidea, Forcipulatida, Asteriidae.
UAGUUGAUGAAUAGCAUCAUGUGCAUCAUCCCAUUGGUAAGGUGAGUGUCAUGUGACUGCACUGGCUCCUGGUGUCGUCUAUAGUCAGUAUACAGCUGGCCCAGAUCCAAGCAUUGUUUAACUUGAUGAAAGUCAUCAGUAGGACAACACCAUCGUUGGGUGAGGAACUUUGUGACUUUUUGAGGAGACUUUUUGUAUCGGCAGACUCUCCAUCGAAACAUAAAGUUUGUGACUUGCAUCUCGGUCUUAGUUUGCUCAUUGACAUCGUGACGAGGAGUAUUUUGUAAAAAAAAGGGUCGUCAUGGAGGUUGAUACAAAAGUUCAGGAUACUUUGAAUGCUAUCUGGGGCGCCAUCGCUGCCUUGAACCGAAGAGUGGAUACGUUGGAGGAUAAGAUCAAGAGGAAAGAGGAGCAAAAUAGUGAAAGUCCGGCAGCAGCCGAAGAGACCAAGACAGAGGAACCUGCUGCUGUAGCCUCCACUCCAGCAGAGACUAAAGGCACUACUGAAGAAAGUAAAGACACAACUCCAGCUGAAUCCACAUUAGCCACUGGCGAAGAGACUAGGCAAACAGAGGAACCGGCCGCAGCUGAAACACAGUCUGAAGUAGAACCCCCCAAAACAGAAUCAACAGAGGCCCCUGAGCCAGUAGAAAGCACAGAAAAUGUAGCCCCUGAACCAGUAGAAAGCAAAGAAGUGGCUCCUGAACCAGCGGAAAGCAAAGAAGAGGCUGCUCCUGAACCUGUAGAAAGCAAAGAAGUGGUGACCCCUGAACCUGUAGAAAGCAAAGAAGAGGUGGCCCCUGAACCAGUAGUAGAAAACAAAGAAGAGGUUGCCCCUGAACCAGUAGAAACAAAAGCAGACGUGGCCCCUGAACCUGUAGAAAACAAACAAGAAGCAGCUCCUGAACCAGUAGAAAGCAAGGAAGAGGCAGCCCCUGUACCAAUAGAGGUGGCCCCUGAACCAGUGGAAAGCAAAGAAGAAUUGGCCCCUGAACCAGAACCAGUAGAAACCAAAGAAGAGGUGGCCCCUGAACCAGUAGAAAGCAAGGAAGAGGCAGCCCCUGUACCAAUAGAGGUGGCCCCUGAACCAGUGGAAAGCAAAGAAGAAUUGGCCCCUGAACCAGAACCAGUAGAAACCAAAGAAGAGGUGGCCCCUGAACCAGCAGAAAGCAAGGUUGAAGCAGCCCCAGAACCUGAAGAGAACAGACAAGAGGAUGCAGCACCACAAGAAGAGAAGGCGAUAGAGAGUCCUGAGGUAGCACCUGCACCAGAAGAAGUUAAAACAGAAGAGGUCCAAGAAACACCACAAGAACCAGCCGAAGUGCAAUCUGAGCCAGAAGCCAGCAAAACAGUAGAUGAACAAACCCCAGAACAAGCUGACGAGUCCUUGACAGUUACUGAGCCCAAGGAGGAACCAGUAGCGGCUGCAGCGGAGACUACAGACACAACACAAGAAGAGAAACCAGAAGUUGAAGCCGCCCCUGUUGAGCCAUCACCAGCUAGUGAACCUGAAGCUGUCAAAGAAGAGAAACCCGAAGCUGAAGCCGCCCCCGUUGAGUCGUCUCCAGCUAGUGAACCUGAAGCUGUCAAAGAAGAGAAACCAGAAGUUGAAGCCGCCCCUGUUGAGCCAUCACCAGCUAGCGAACCUGAAGCUGUCAAAGAAGAACCCAAGGAUGAAACACCAGCACCAGAGGCCCAGGUGAAAACAGAGAGCCCAGCCGAGGUCGAGCCGGAGACUGAAACCAAGACACCCGAGGAGGUCACAGCUGCUGCUGAUGAAACCAAGGAAGAGGAGGUGGCAAAGGAAGAGGAGGCAGUAGAGCCGACACCCGCUGCUGAUGAUGUAGCCCCAGCUGCUGAGGAGACGCCGGCUGAGGCUGCACCAGAAGAAACACCUGCUGAACCCAGCCCACCAGCUGAGGAGCCUAAGACAGAGGAGCCCGAAGUAGACGCUGCUGGAGAUGCACCAGCAGCAGCCGAGCCUGAGGCAGAGGUUACCAAUGGCAUCGGACCCGGUGGUGAUGAGGCUGCUGAAGAGGAAACCAAGGCAGAGGAAAGCAGUUCUUUGAAACAGGAGGUGGCUGCAGCUGCAGCAGAGACCAACGGCACCGAUGUAGUAGAGGUCGCAGAGUAAAUGUUUCGAUCAGCAUUUUAUAAAUUUUAAAAAGUUCUCUGAUGAAUCAAACAGGUACUUGAAGCUGAGUUAACGCAAGCAUGCACCAACUACAUGUACAAAAUUGUAAACAGUACUUCCCUCUUCCCCUGUGAUGGAGAAACUCCCAAUAUGGAACAGUGUAAUUGCUGAAGAAGAAGAAAAAUAAAGUUAUGUUGUAAUGGGUUUUGACUGGUUUGGGAGCGAGGAAAUUUAAGCGGUGAAUUUGUCUUACUGCUGUUUAUUUCUGUUGCCACUUGUUUAGUUACUGAGCUUGGAUUUGGUCGGUUGAGUCAAGAUGACAACAGUCAUUUAUGUAGAUGUAGGUAUCCCUGUCCCCUACAGUAUAUCUAAAUGCUGCUCUGUACAAUAAGCAUGUAAAGCCAAUGUCCGUUUUCAUAUUAUAUGAACAAGGGGGAAUGGGGUUGUUGAAUCUUUGAUCUCUAGUGUAAAUGCAAUCAGGCUGGAUUCUUUGUUUUUUGUAAGCGCCAGAAUAUUUCAAGGGACUUAAAGGCAAUGGCCAGGGGGCAUGGAGGCAAUUGCCUCUGUGAAGCUCUAGUAACAUUUAAACAUGCCAACAGUUCUGUACUCCAGUAUUUUAAAAUCUGUUUAGCCAAACAAAGCCUACAUGAAUACAAAGUUUGGAUCUUUGUAUGCUUCGGUAGAAAUGAGCAUAAACUUCAUCUUGAGAACAGGGAAACUGACAUAAUAUAUACUUAUUUAUGCUUAUUUACACAUUGUGGGACGGAACCAAACUUUUCCUUGCUGGUCAUUCGGUGAAAUGAAUAGUUGUUUACCUUUGCAGUACAUACAGCGUUGAAACUUAAUGUUCCGAUGAGCGACUGCUACACGUACAAAUUAUUUGGUUUACUAUCAGUCAUGUUUAACUGUACAUACCUUGCAUGAGAUAAAUUAAUCGACUCAAUUUGGUAAGGAUAUAAAACCAAGUUUGUACUCUAAUGUAAAAUACAGAACUUCCACUAAAAUCUCUUAGAGAGUUUGAUUCAAACCUUGUUCACACACAAAUGAAGUUAGAACGGGUCUAGUUUCCUAAGGGCCAUGUCGGACGAGGCAAUUUACAGGCAACCUGUUCCAGGCAAUAUCAAAGAAGAGAAUCUAUUUACAUUUAUAUUUACUCCUGUGCUACCCAAGUGGUCCUGUAGCAUGCACUGCAGUUGCCUGUAAAAUUUGCCUUGUGUGUGACAAGGCCCUUAUAUGUACAGUUAAAGUAUGCAUUAAUAUGUAGAAAUUUCUAUUGACCCCAUGCACCAGUGACACAUGAUUGUCUGCUAGGCUCACCAUUUUGGGAGUUCAGUUGGUCGUAAAAAUAGGGUUAGCGUACUCUGCUCGUCCUGAAAUGAGCACAUACUGUAUAACACACAAGGACAUUAAGGCCCUUAAUAGGGCAACCAAGGUUAUUAUAGACCUUUAUCAUGGUGCAGCCAUCUUGACUUUGUCCCAAUGAUAUCAAUGUAGCCAAACCGAGGCUGGAAGAACAAAAUAGUCUGGUUCCAAAAUGAUUAUUAGCGUUCAUUAUUGUUAUUUGAUACAAGGAACAUGACCAAGAAGGAGACGGCAUGAUAAGGGUCUAAAAUGGUGUAUUGGGCCAAUAGUGCAGCAAACACAUAAUUGAGUUUACACUCGCAACUCAGCAUUAAGUCAUUUACUCUUAAUUAUCUUAGAAAGAUUUAUAACAAGUAAAACUAGUAUAGUUAAUUACAAUUUUGUUUAUUUAUCCUCACAUUACCAGUGCCUUCCAAAUCAUCAUAUAAACUUCUUUUGUAAUGAGAUUCUUUUAACGAGCUGAAUAUUAAUGGUAUUAAUGCUAAAAAUAGAGGUGAUUGAAGCCGUCCACAGUCGGGCUAUUUGAACGGUUUAGUUAUGCAAUUAGUUCUAAUAAAGUUGGCAAUCAAUUAAAUUGUUGCAUGACAAGUUGCAAUAUUUCUUCAUCACCUCAGAGAAUUGCAAACACCUGGUACCUCAACCUUUUCCAAGGGUUUACAUCCAAAUUUGACUUCUUUAAUUUGAAUGGUGUAGUUGUUGCAAAUUCUGAGUGAAGCAAUGAGACAAAUAAUUUGCUAUAGGUUUAGCUUCUUUUUUUUUAAAUGAACAUGUUGCAUGUUUGUAAAACGGAAACAGGAAUCUCAGCUGAGCAUUUCUUUUAGCAGUGGAUGAGGUUUGGGUUUAGUAAUGGCAAAGUUACAGCCAUAUCGAACAAGGGAAAGAGAACAAAAUUAUAUUCAUGAACAAAUGAAAGUUAUGGGCACAGUGCAACACUGAUUAAUGUUCAUGCAAUUUGGAACAAAUAUUUGUUUAUAAAUUUUGUUUAGCCUUCAAGAAAGACUCUGCGAGGGUCGUAACGUCAAGCCAUUAUCUAUUUUUUGCAUGUAAUUAAUGAACUUUAUACAUGUAGUACUAGUAUUUCACAUAUUGUUUUUCAUGACUUUUUGUUUAUGAAAAAAAAGUAACCAUCAUAAUUUUUGCAAUCAUUCACGAAUAACGUUAAGUAGUUUGUAAUUUUAUUGCUGUUGCAUCGAACAAAUCAAUUCUUUAUUUAAGCCUUCGUCUCUGUAGUAGGAUUUCUUUUAUUUAAAGAUACUCAAAUAUUUGAACCUUUAAUGUAUAAAAUAUUGAUUGUGACUUAAAGAUUGUGUGCUAAAGAAACUAAUCCUUAUUUAAAACUAAACAACCAGGGAUAUGAUAAUGUUUUUUGCACCUGUCCAAAUUCUUUAAUAAUUGAUGAUGUAUACAUUAAUGUUAAUUUGUAAAUUCUGCCGAGGCUUAAUACAUGAAACAAUGUUUAGAUGGGUUUGUGUAUCCACUGUGCCUUUGUGUGCAUUAUUUGUAAAACACUCUAAAAUAGAAAAUUACAUUUAAUUUGCAAAAACCUUGAACUUCUUAACUUUUGAAUCUUCCUGAAAAGAACCUGUGGAUAGAAGUGUAUCCCUCCCUCAUGCCUAACAUGGAAUCACUCAAAUCCUUGUGUUGCAGUUUAAUGGGCUAUGUUGCUAGGGUUAAUAGAACUAACAAGACGGGGGACAAAUAUUAGAAGUAUGUCCAAACUUCAUAAUUUGAUCAAGACUUCCUAUUAAGGAUGACAAUUUUCAUGAACUUAUAUAUAAUUUAAAUUAUAAAUCUUUCAAUUGAUACAGUUUAGAGCUAAAGUUUAAUCAUUCAAAUACCCAUGGCUACCGAUUUUGUCAUUAUCAACCAUGAAACGAUUUUGAAUUGCUGGUUUCACAAUUUUACACACAGUCUACUUUAGUGUAUAAAAUUCAUGUACCAAAAAAUCCACUUCUUUGAAACUCUCAGAGAUGGUCGUGCAAUGCGUUAACCCUUCACACACUAGUGUCACCUGAUCUUGUUGGAUUCAGUACAUCAUGCUAUUUGUUCUCGUGUAGUAUAGAAUUGCCAUCCUCAACAAUUUUUCUGAAUUUUGUUGUUAGGAUUCCCUUUUUUUGAAUCAAUUUAGAAGAAGAAAAAUUCCCAAAUGAAAAGCACUACAACAUUGGCAAUUUUGAUGUACAGAAAAAAAGAUUGGCCUACAGCACAGUUAAACACAACCAGGGUCUGAUUUCAUAGCAUUGCUUAGCACUUAAUUAAAUGCUUACCAGAAUAAGACUACCAGCUAAAAUACCUUGGCAGUUAUUCGAUCUGUGACUGGUAUCCUACAUAAUUUUGCUAAGCGUUAAAUUUGUAUGCUGUAUUUUCUGCUUAAGCAGCUCCAUGAAAUUGGGCCCUGAUGCUUGACAAUAGAGUGGGCGAGGUAACAAACAAUUUGUUGAAUUGAGUUCUCACUGAAGGUUCUGAUGAGGCAUAUUCCUCGUUAUAAUGCCAAAGACAAAUUCAAUUGUUUGUACACAGUACUGGACAAAAUGUAAUUGUACUGACUUUACACCCCCAAAAAAAUGAAAUUCUAAAAUAAACACCACUUGGGUAAGAGAAUAAAUUGAACUUAUUUGAUUCCCCCCACUUUGAGAUUCGUGAUGAAUAAAAUUGAAUGUGAAAAUGUACUCUGAAUAAUCUUUAGUCUUGCCACUAAUAGUAGAUCACAUUUUUAUGUUGAUAAGUUAAUUAAACCAUGUAAUAAGUCAUUACAAUUAUUUAUUUGUGUUUAUUCUUUUUGCAUGUUCUGUUUUUAAGCUUCAUUUGAGCUUUGUACUAGGAUUCUUUUGUUUAUAAAAUUGGGUAGUUCAAGUAGAAUGUAGCCAGUUGAAUUUUUGUAUGCACUAAAAUUCAUCAGCUAAUUGCAUAUUGAGAAAAAUUCUUAUGAGGUAAAAAAAAAGGCCACCUUUCAUGAUGUAUGCAUGAUUUGAUUUGAGAAAUACAUAAAUUGAGUACUAACAUGGCUAAAGAACAAUUGUGGUUUAUGAAUGUAAUUUAUUGGACAUUGGAACGGUUGCAGGGUUUUUAAAACAUCAGAUGAAUUGAAAUGUAAAAUUAAGACAGCACCUUCAUGUAUUGUAGAAUGUAAAGCCACACUACUGUAAAAGAAAAAAGGGGAAAAAAAGAUGUGUCCUGGCCUUGAACCCACUAUGUAUUAUCCAAUUUGUCUUCUUGAAAAGGAAAACAAAUUCAAGGUCAAGCAUUUACAAUAUAAAUUGGAAAUUAAACGCACCACACUAAACACUGUCAGUGUUGCCCCUUCAUGAUUUUGUUGUGGAUAAUUAAAUUUGAAGAGUAAUUAAAUUUGAAGAAUAAAGGUUGCCUUCUAAGCAUCCUGGAGAAUAUA